CUAACCCUCCAGAAGACAGAACCAAUGGUGUGCCAGGUGUACGAUCUUCUGCAUCUCGUGUGGAAGACCUACCACUUCAGCGGAAAGUCCAAGAGAGAGCUCAAUCAAAUAGGGAAAGAGCUUGGCGUGGAUGUCUGCACACCAUCUACCGUCAAAGGGACACGCUGGAUCCCCCAUGUCCACAGGGCUCUCAAAGUGUUCCUGCGACAUGGAGCAGAAAAGGACCUCGCCACAGACCAUGGCCAGUACUCCAUUGUCCUGCAGCACAUGGAGCACCUGGCUGUUGCAGGUACAGUGGAGGUUCAAGGACGGGCAAAGAAGGUCAGUUUUACGCAAUACAUUAAGUAAAAAAAAUAGAUUUAAGUCAAAUGACAUUUCAGACUUGAAUAGUUGGCAGGUGAGGAGGUGGCUAGGAAUACAACACUUAUUUUGUGUUGAUCUACUCACUACUACACAGGUAAAGAGAGGAAUGGAGAAUGCACUUUUUUGUGUAUUCUGCCAUUUUCUCGCUGACAUGUUCGAGGAGCUGUCUACACUUAGCCUCACCCUGCAGAGAAAUGACCUGAUCCUCCCCCAAGCCAUGUCAGAGCUGAGGAAGACUGUGACAAGACUAGACGGACUUAAGUCUAGGGCAAAGUCAGGAGGCAUGCUGGAGAAGAUCCAGACCACGCUUGCUCAGCAUGGAGAUGAUGAGUGCAGAUUCCAGGGAAUACCACUGAAGGGGAAUCUGACAGGUCUCACAGACCUCACCCAUCCCCAGCUGAAGAAGCACAUGGAGGCGGCCAUCAACAUUGGUGUGACUGAGCUAAAAGCCAGGUUUGGUGGGCUCCUGAAUGAUGAGGCUGAAGUCAAGACCCAGGUUCAGGCCUUCAAAGUCUUCAACCAUGACACAUGGCCAGAUGACCUGGGCAGCCUUCUGACCUUUGGUGAUGGUGAUGUGGCAGACCUGGUGAGGCAUUUCAGAGAGCCUCUUGAGAGAUCAGGGUGUGACCUGGCGGCUGUUCAGGACGAGUGGCAGGGACUGAAGAUUUUGGUCAGUCAAAGCUUCAAGGACAAGUCCUACAGUGGCCUGUGGGAGACAAUGCUCACCAAGGAGCCAUACAGGGAGGAUUACAAGAACAUACUGGAGUUGGUGCAGCUGAUGUUAGCACUGCCCAUUUCAGCUGCUCAGUGCGAGAGGGGCUUCUCUGCACAAAACCGUAUAAAGAGCUCCAAAAGAAGCAGCCUUGCAGUCUCCACCACCGAAGACCUCAUGAGGAUCACCCUGGAGGGGCCAAGUCUUGAGGACUAUGAUCCAAGUCCUGCUGUGGACCGCUGGAUGAACUCAGCCAAGCGUGCCAGGCGACCUGACUACAAAAAAUUGUGGGACAGAGAUAUUCUCUGCGUUUAAUUGCAGUAGGCCUUAUGAUGGCACUGUGGUAUAUGUUUAAUGUGUGUUACUGAUUUGACUGUUAAUAAUAAAAUUGUGUUAUUUAAAAAAUUUCAUAGUGCUCCUAAAUCUUUUCUGUGCUCCUAAAUUUUUUCAUUUAGGAGCACCUGUGCUCCUAGUGAAAAAGCUAAGCGUACA
Gadus macrocephalus (Pacific cod) is the source of this 1567-nucleotide messenger RNA. RefSeq names its product zinc finger protein 862-like. Gene Ontology annotation, molecular function: protein dimerization activity. NCBI's taxonomy places the organism in Eukaryota, Metazoa, Chordata, Actinopteri, Gadiformes, Gadidae. The coding region runs from base 131 to 1390 and encodes 419 amino acids. The transcript is spliced from 4 exons. The record is from RefSeq and is a predicted model, not a curated record.